AUGAACCUCCCAUCAAGUGACUGGAGCUAUUGGUCUUUAAUAUCAGUUUGUUGCUUGUUUUGGAGAGUGAGUGGAUCAAACCCAUCACUGAAUUCUAGGCCUAAUAUUGUACUCUUCAUGGCAGAUGACCUUGGUAUUGGAGAUUUAGGUUGCUAUGGUAAUAAUACAAUGAGCACUCCUAAUAUUGACAGCCUUGCUAGAGAAGGUGUACAACUCACUCAGCACCUAGCAGCAGCUUCAAUGUGCAGUCCAAGCAGGGCUGCUUUCCUGACUGGCAGAUACCCCAUCAGAUCAGGUAUGAGUUCCUCUUUCAAUAUGAAUCGUGCUCUCCUUUGGCUUGGUGGCUCAGGAGGCCUUCCAACUAAUGAAACCACAUUUGCCAAGCUACUUCAGCAACGUGGUUAUAAGACUGGAUUAAUAGGGAAAUGGCAUCAAGGUUUAAGCUGUGCCUCUAGAAAUGACCACUGUUAUCAUCCACUAAAUCAUGGGUUUGAUUAUUUUUUUGGGAUGCCUUUUUCUCUCUUAAAUGAAUGCCAAUCAACAAAAACUCCAGAGAUACACAGAGCAUUGAGAAUUAAACUCUGGAUUUCCAGUGUAGCUCUUGGCCUUGUCCCUAUCUUACUCCUCAUUCCUAGAUUUGCUGGAUGGUUCAGAAUCCCAUGGACUAUUGUUAUCAUCACUACUCUUGUAGCCAUCUUGUUUUUUACCUCCUGGUAUUCUAGUUAUGGAUUCAUUCGUCGCUGGAAUUGUAUUCUUAUGAGAAACCAUGAGAUAAUUCAACAACCCAUAAAGGAAGAAAAAGUAAAUUCUCUGAUUUUGAAAGAGGCACUUUCAUUUGUUGAAAAGUACAAACGUGGGCCCUUUCUCCUCUUUAUGUCCUUUCUUCAUGUGCACACUCCACUUAUUACUAAAGAGAAGUUUGUUGGACAUAGUAAAUAUGGAUUAUAUGGGGACAAUGUAGAAGAAAUGGAUUGGAUGGUAGGCAAAAUUCUUGAUGUCAUCAACAAGGAAUAUUUGAGAAAUAGCACACUUGUAUAUUUUACUUCUGACCAUGGAGGUCGUUUGGAGUCUCAGGAAGGAGAAUUCCAGCUGGGUGGUUGGAAUGGAAUAUACAAAGGAGGCAGAGGAAUGGGAGGCUGGGAAGGAGGAAUUCGGGUACCAGGAAUAUUUCGAUGGCCAACAAUGAUCCCACCUGGUAGAGUGAUUAAUGAUCCUACAAGUCUCAUGGAUAUUUACCCAACACUUUCUUAUGUUGCUGGAGCAAUAUUGCCACAGGAUAGAGUGAUUGAUGGCAAGAAUCUGAUGCCUUUACUACAAGGUAGAGUUUCCAAAUCAGGACAUGAAUUCCUCUUCCAUUACUGUGGAAUAUAUUUACACACAGUACGGUGGCAUCAAAAAGAUUGUGAUACAGUGUGGAAGGUUCAUUAUGUGACUCCAAAAUUUCAGCCAGAGGAAGGCAGAGCUUGCUAUUGGAGUGGACUUUGUCCAUGUUCAGGGGAUGUCAACUACCAUGAUCCUCCUUUGCUGUUUGAUAUUUCAAGAGACCCUUCUGAAGAUCACCUUCUUACUCCUGAGAAUGAGGGGCUCUAUGAAGCUGUGAUAAAGAAAAUAGAAGUAGCAGUGAAAGACCACCGGCAAACACUGACACCAGUGCCACAGCAAUUCUCAGUAUUCAAUACUAUCUGGAAACCAUGGCUCCAACCUUGCUGUGGGACUUUCCCAUUUUGUGGCUGUGAUAAAGAAGAUGACACAUUGCCUACUGGACUAUAA
Messenger RNA from Gracilinanus agilis (Agile Gracile Mouse Opossum), 1770 nucleotides. It is a transcript of the gene ARSH, whose product is annotated as arylsulfatase family member H. The record is from RefSeq and is a predicted model, not a curated record. Bases 1 to 1770 code for a protein of 589 amino acids. Gene Ontology annotation, molecular function: arylsulfatase activity. The transcript is spliced from 10 exons. NCBI's taxonomy places the organism in Eukaryota, Metazoa, Chordata, Mammalia, Didelphimorphia, Didelphidae.